AGGAUGGCCGUGUCACCCCAUCCCUAUAGUUUUCGGGGUGUGACAACUACAACGCCCAACAUGGGUCACCAUUGAAGCCCCCUCUCUCACCCAUGAAAAGUUUCCACUUGUGUUCUUGAUUCUCCCUCUCCCCGGAGCAAUGCUUGAGGCAUUUGGCAACGGUGGAAUGCCGUUCACUGGCAAAAACAGAGCAAGUCUCUUCCUUAUCUCCUUGUUUUUCAUGUGGUCGUCUCUGUUUUCAUAUUCUUGUGCAGCAAAUUCGUUAUCGCAAGGGCAGUUGGUCCGAGAUGGCGAGACUCUGGUUUCUCGUUCUGGGAACUUCGAGCUGGGGUUCUUUAGAACUGAGAAUUCGUCUCUUAGAUAUGUUGGUAUUUGGUACCGCAAGAUAAGUUUUAAAACAUGCGUGUGGGUCGCAAACAGAGAUAGCCCUGUUUCUGAUGAAUCUGGAGUUCUGACAAUUUCAAGUGAUGGAAAUUUGAUGGUUUUAGAUGGGGAUCAUCGCUUAGUUUGGUCUAGCGGCAUUAAUUCUUCCUCUGUGCCCACCAACUCAACAGCUGUUUUGACGGAUGCUGGAAAUCUUGUUCUUCUGGCCAAUGCAGAUGCUGACACUGCUAGUGCUGAUGGUCAUGUCAGCAAUGCAUACUGGCAAAGCUUUGAACACCCGACAGACACGUUUUUGCCUGGCAUGAGAGUGAGGGUGAAUUCUGCGGCUGGAGAGAACCAUGCCUUUAGGUCAUGGAGAUCGUUGAACGACCCUUCCCCUGGGAACUACUCUAUGGGCGUUGAUCCCCGGUUGCCACCACAGAUAGUGAUCUGGGGUCAGUCAGGCCGGGAAUGGAGGAGCGGGCAUUGGAAUGGGCUGCUUUUCACCGGCAUGCCAAAUAUGAGGCAAUAUUCAAAUGGGUUCAGGCUUUCGGCCCCUGAGGAGGAUGGAAGCAUGUAUUUUACAUACACACCGUUGAAUAGGUCCAAUCUCUUGAUGUUCCGUAUACUUUGGAAUGGAAUGGGGGAGGAGUUAGGCUGGGAUGAGACUAAUAAUGAGUUGACUGCUGAAAAACAGCCUGCUAAGGAAUGUGACCUAUAUAACAAGUGUGGAGAUUUUGCAAUAUGCAAUGAAAUGGGCUCUCCCAAAUGUAGUUGCAUGGAAGGGUUCAUUCCAAAAUCACCGGAUCAAUGGAAGAGGGGUAACUGGUCCAUGGGUUGUACUUGGAAGACCCGAUUACAGUGUGGGAACAACAGCAGCAUUUCAGUGGGAGAUGGUGGCAGGAUGGACCGCUUUUUGAAAUUGGAUGGGGUGAAGUUGCCGGAUUUUGCAGAUUAUUUUUCAGCCACUAUCGGGGAUGAGUGUGAGGUGAAGUGUCUAGAGAAUUGUUCGUGUAAAGCUUAUGCAUUUGUUAGAGGCAUCUGGUGCAUGAUGUGGAGCAAGAAUUUGAUUGAUGUGGAGCAUUUCGCUGAGGGCGGAAUGACCCUCCAAAUUCGUCUCGCCAAUUCUGAACCAGGAACAAAGAGCAAAAUAUCCAACCUACGCAUGAUAGUUACUGCUUUUGUUGGAGCGUUUGUUUCCGGUAUAACAGUAUUUUUGUUGUGGAGGUUCAAGGACAAUUUAAAAGGAUUCUUGUUUGAUGAUAUUGUUAAGAGCGAAGAGCAAUAUCUUGAUUUGUCCAGACCAGAUGGUCUUGCUAGUGAUGCUAAGCAAGUAGGAGGACCUGAUAUACCAGUGUUCGACUUCAGUUCCAUAGAAGCUGCAACGAAUGUCUUUUCUGAAGAAAACAAGCUCGGACUCGGAGGAUUCGGUCCUGUUUACAAGGGAAAGCUUCUAGGAGGACAAGAAAUAGCCGUUAAGAGGCUUUCGAGGAAGUCAAGCCAAGGGGUUGAGGAAUUUAAGAACGAGGUUAUGGUAAUUGCGAGAUUACAACAUAGAAACCUCGUGAGACUCCUUGGAUUCUGCAUUCAAGGUGAAGAUAAGAUGCUUGUUUAUGAGUACAUGCCAAACAGGAGCUUGGAUUAUUUUAUUUUUGAUCCAGCGAAGCGAGCACAACUGAACUGGAAGAAACGUUUGGAGAUUAUUGAAGGGAUAGCACGAGGCAUCCUCUAUCUUCAUCGAGAUUCUAGAUUAAGGAUUAUUCAUCGUGACCUAAAAGUCAGUAAUAUUUUGUUGGACGAAGAGAUGAACCCAAAAAUAUCAGACUUUGGCAUGGCGAGAAUUUUCGGUGGGAAUGAAAAUGAAGCGAGUACCAAUCGAGUGGUUGGCACAUAUGGUUACAUGUCUCCAGAGUAUGCGAUGGAAGGUCUAUUUUCGUUCAAAUCUGAUGUGUACAGCUUUGGGGUAUUAUUACUGGAGAUCAUUAGCGGCGAGAAAAACAUUGGCUUUCGCACGCCGGAACAUUCUAAUCUUAUCAGCCAUGCUUGGCAUCACUGGAAUGAAGGGAAGGCGAUGGAACUAAUCGAUCCUUGUAUCAGGGACAUGUGCUAUGUGGAUGAGGCAUUACGAUGCAUACAAGUCGGACUAUUGUGUGUGCAAGACUCUGCCAGAGAUAGACCGCUCAUGUCUUCCGUUGUGCUACUAUUAGAAAGUGAAACAGCAGGUCUUCCCCUCCCGAAGCCACCCAGGUUAACCUCGAUUGGGGGCUUCUUAGGUUCUUAUUCUUUGGGUGAAACGACGGGUCUUUCAAUACCGAUACAACCCAGCUUAACCUCAAUCACGGGCUCCAUAGAUACGUAUUCUUCGUUUGAAAGCCAAGAAAUUGAAUCAUGGAACUCGUGACAGUUGCUAGGCGGAUGGUAGAUAGGGCCAAUGUGAUUCUUCAUGUUGUUUCGUCUGUUUGUUCUUGUGAUCUUUACAAUAAGAACAGUGUUCUUGAAAUUGUGCGCAUGUGUUUUUGUCAAAAGGCCCUACGUGAAACAGAAAAAUCAUUACUUGAUUCCCUGGUCUUGUUAUGAAAGUGUCUGCAUUGCUUUUUAAAAAGUAGCGACGCAUUUGGUUGUUUUUAGGACUAGCAUUUCGGGUAAAAGUUGUUGCUGUGUGACCUCUGGUUCGAGUCGCAGAAAUAGUUUUCUUGCAAAAAUCUGUGUACAUUAUAACCAAAGUGGUCGGACCUGUCCCAUCAUCCCUCGCAGAGUGGGAGCUCCGUGCACUGGCUGCUGUUUUAUUCCAGCAUUUUGCAGUUUGCUAUGCCUGAAGUGAAAAUUCAUCAUUUUGGGACCAAGAUGUUGCCCUGUUUGUCCGGCCGAUGUGAUUAUAUACACAUCUUGUCUUUCACCGGCGAAGCUCAUUUUGCAGUUCAAACAUUUGGAGCAGCUCGACGCCUACAUAAAUCUAUCAGAGUCGGUCUCAAGCAACUCUGCUUGGGGUGAGGUUCAGCUGCAGGUAGCAGCGGCUUUACUGUCGCUUCCGAGAUGCCCGUCAUGCGUUCAUCGAGUGUCUGUUCACCUAAACGUGCACUGAUGUUUCCGAAACCCUUCUCCCCUGGCAUCUGUCAGCUGCUGCUGCGAGACUCCCGCCAACAUACAUGAGACUCGCGCCAACCACCGCCAUUCCAGCCUUUGUCAUCACCGCGCCCCGACCUUGAGGAGCACCCUUUCCCUCCCCCCUCUUUCUCAACCUCGGAAGAGGAUCUAAGGCUCGAUUUGGGGUUGACUUGCCUGAGCUUCGACCUCCGAUGAUGACUUAAU
Messenger RNA from Eucalyptus grandis, 3672 nucleotides. Its product is annotated as G-type lectin S-receptor-like serine/threonine-protein kinase B120. Gene Ontology annotation, biological process: protein phosphorylation; recognition of pollen. Lineage: Eukaryota; Viridiplantae; Streptophyta; Magnoliopsida; Myrtales; Myrtaceae. Gene Ontology annotation, molecular function: protein serine/threonine kinase activity; ATP binding. The record is from RefSeq and is a predicted model, not a curated record.